AAUAUAGCCAAAAGGAGAGGAGUGAAUCCCUUCGUCUGUAACCAUUUUCUCUGUCCUUCCAUUUUCCCCUUUCUGCCUCUCUGAAACAAAAAACCCUUGCCGGGUUUUCGCUAAUUCUCUCGCUCUCUACAAAUGGAGUCUCUAGAUACCGCGGGUUGCUCGGUGGACGACCUCCUCAACCUUGACUUCGCCUCCGACAUGGGGGAGGAAGAUGACGAUGACGACAAGAAGUCGGCGAAGCGUCUCCCUUCCGUAAGCACUAGCCGUUCCUCCUAUGAAAAUGUUGGGGAGGAGGAACUCGAAUGGAUAUCAAACAAAGAUGCAUUUCCAGCAGUGGAAACGUUAUUCGUCGACACUUUACCGGACCACCAUGGAGCUGCAAUGAAGCACGAGAGCCCGGUAUCUGUUUUAGAGAACAGCAACAGCAGCACCAGCACGAGUACCAAUGGCAGCACUGCGACUAACGGGAGUCUUGUAAUGUAUUGCUGCGGUAGUCCCCGGGUGCCAGUGAAGGCUCGUAGUAAGUGCCAUCGCAGGUUACGACAUGACCUUUGGACUAAGGACGGCUGGUGGGUUCAUGAAAAUGCGAAGAAUGCGGCUGUGACGAAUAUGGGAAGGAAGUGCCAGCAUUGUGGAGCUGAAAAGACUCCCCAGUGGAGGGCUGGACCGCUUGGACCCAAAACACUCUGUAACGCUUGUGGGGUGAGGUAUAAGUCGGGGCGGCUUUGUGAUGAGUACCGCCCUGCUAGCAGCCCUACAUUUUCAAGCCAGUUACACUCUAAUUCGCACAGGAAGAUAUUGGAGAUGAGGAAACAGAGGCUGCAGCAGCCGCUGAGUAUGUUGGUGGUGAAACCUGUGGAUAAAGGGUAGGAUAUAGUUGAAUAUUGUUACUUCAGUUUAGGUACCUUUUCUUUUCUCUUCUUUUCUCCUCUUUUCUUUACGGUCUAGGGGUUUGGUCUGGUGUAAUGGGUUUAGAUGAAUUUGUGGAAAUUACUUUGUUUUGAUGAAUGAAAAUCGAUUAGGGGAAUUUUGACUUCAGUGUGGUUUAUUUUACUUCUUGGUUGUUUAUUCCUUAGAGUAGAACACAAGAGUAAUGUCGUUGGUUUUGUCCGAUCUUUUAAAUUCUUUGCUCUUAGUGGCUUGGAUUAGAGUCGAUGGUUUUGGGGGAAAAUAAUAAUUGCAGGAGUGAGAGCUUUGUGAAUUUGUAUGUGGAUUGAGAAGGGUACAGUGGUUCUCAUGUUGGGUUGUUUCUACCAAUUGGCUUGUUCUGGACAGUGGGAGAAUUGCUAUUGAAAACUGUAACACAGAUUAGGUUCAGUAUCUGUUAAUCCUCUUAUGAAUGUAAGUCUUAACCAUUAUCUUACUGUUAUAUAAUCUUUAAUCCACAAAAAAUGCUUUUGUUUUUU
Messenger RNA from Rubroshorea leprosula, 1406 nucleotides. NCBI's taxonomy places the organism in Eukaryota, Viridiplantae, Streptophyta, Magnoliopsida, Malvales, Dipterocarpaceae. The record is from the annotation of a GenBank genome assembly.